This is a messenger RNA of Penaeus chinensis, 444 nucleotides long. RefSeq lists its product as uncharacterized. The transcript has a single exon. Bases 1 to 444 code for a protein of 147 amino acids. The record is from RefSeq and is a predicted model, not a curated record. Lineage: Eukaryota; Metazoa; Arthropoda; Malacostraca; Decapoda; Penaeidae.
AUGCCUAGGAAAAUCAAAGUGAAGCUAUACAGCACUAUAAUACGACCUGUGUUCCUAUAUGGGGCAAUGGGAAAGAAGGAGGAGAGGAUACUGGAAGCGACGGAAAUGAGGAUGUUGAGAAGAAUCAAAGGCGUGACGCUGAGAGAAAGGGAAAGAAGUACUGACGUCAAGAGAGAAUUGGGAGUGAGUGACAUCAACGAGAAGGUCAAGGAGAUAAGAAUGAGAUGGUACGGACAUGUGAAGAGGAGAGAAGAAGGACAUGCAGCAAAAGUGGCAAUGGAAAGUAAAGUACCAGGAAGAAGGCCGAGAGGAAAACCAAGGAAGAGAUGGAGAGAUAACGUGAAGGAGGAUAUGAGCCACUUCAGCGUGCCCUGGAAAGUCUCUCUGACUUGGAGACGGAAAACCCGGGCGGGUGACCCUGCAAGGCCGGACCAAAAGCCGUAA